UUGAAACGCCUGCAGAUGUCCGCGUCGCAGCGAUUGGAGGAUCGAGGAUCGAGGAUCGGCGGAUGUGCUCGAUCAUGCAACCUUCACACGCGCGCGUCCCCUCCUCAGUCGCCGUUCCGGAUUCGCAGCGUGAACGCGCUUUCUCCAUCGUGCGGCUGGCGCACACGCAUCAUGGCAUCCUCGCCCAAUUCCGCUCCUUUUACCCGAGUUUGUAUUUAUUCGCUACUGUUCGCGGCGGUAUUUUGCGAACACAACGACACGGAGGACGAGCACGCAAAGCAUACGUACACGGUGGAAAUGUUCAAGGAAGCGGUGCCCACUGCGCCGCACUUUGUCAUGUUUUACGCCCCACGGUGCGGCCAUUGUCAGAAGCUGCAGCCAACAUGGAAUGAAUUGGCAGAGAAGUACAACAGCAUGGAGGAGCCCCCCGUCUAUGUCGUAAAAGUAGACUGCACCCAGGACACCAAGUUCUGCUCCAACGAACACAAAAUCCAAGGCUACCCCACGCUAGUGUUGUACAAGCCUGAACAGGCACCUAUCAAAUACCACGGAAUGAGGGAGCUGCACGCUUUGGAGGACUGGAUGUUGAAGACGCUUGAGAAGGAGCCUUCUUCUGAGCCACCCGUCGAUGUUCCUCCAGAGCCCAAGGACGGCAUGUAUGAGCUCACCACCGGCAACUUUAAGGCGCACGUUAGCAAAGGUGCACAUUUCGUCAAGUUCUACGCCCCAUGGUGUGGCCACUGCAAAGCCAUGGCUCCUACUUGGGAGCAGAUGGCCUCCACCUUUGAGCACUCUGAUGACAUCAAAAUAGGAAAGCUGGACUGCACACAAUACCAGGAAGUGUGUCUUCAGUUUGGCGUGCGGGGAUAUCCCUCACUGCUGUUCUUCAAGUCAGGCGAGAAGAUAGAAGUAACGCGUUACAAAGGAAAGCGAGACUAUGACACCCUCAAAGACUUUGUGGAUCAGAUGUUGAACGCUGCAAAGAUGAAAGAGGAAGAAACCGAUAAAGAAGCGGAGGAAGAAGCCAAGGAGGCGCCAGAAAAGGUAGAAGUCAAAGAAGACGCCAAGGAGGCGCCAGAAAAGGUAGAAGUCAAAGAAGACGCCAAGGAGGCGCCAGAAAAGGUAGAAGUCAAAGAAGACGCCAAGGAGGAGGAGAAGUCCAGCAUCUUGAACCUGACAGAACACAACUUUGAUGAGACCAUCGCCAAAGGAUUCACUUUUGUCAAAUUCUUUGCUCCAUGGUGCGGCCACUGUAAACAUCUGGCUCCAGUGUGGGAGGAUCUUUCCACCAAGGACUUUCCUGCCCUGACCGACGUCAAGAUUGCCAAAGUGGACUGCACAGUGGAGCGCACGCUCUGCAACAAGUACUCUGUGCAAGGUUACCCCACCCUGAUGAUCUUCCGCGCCGGGAAGCAGGGCAAUGAGUAUAAUGGCCCCCGGGAACUGGAGAGCCUGCACGACUUUGUCCUGAAGCAGGUGAGGGAUGAGCUGUGAGGACCGCCUGCAUUGCAAUUGUGGCCCCUCGGGCGGCGGCGGCGGCGGCAGCGGCAGCAGCGGCAGCAGCAGCGUGUGCCCUGCACCAGCCAAACCUCACUCUCUAGUUUUACUGUGUUGACAGAACAAUUUUGGGUGUUUGGGUAUGCGAAUGUAUUUCUCAUUCUUGGUUCUUUCAAAACCUCUUAUAAAGUUUCUGAAAAAGGGGGGCGGGGGGGGGGGGGGUCUCGGUUCUUAUCCGACGUGAUUUGUAGUAGCCUUUUUUUUUUUUUUUAUAUACAUGGGAUCUGUUGUUCAAAUGCAAGCCAUUAAUUGUUACCUUUCAGUGUAACUUAACUCUCAGGGACAAAGCUCACUGAGCUUGGAGUCUGACACGAAGAAAUUUGAAGACCGAUCAGCUCCUCUAUGGUGCCCCAUAAUAUCUCCAUUACUCAAGAAGAUUUUAGUUUCUGCUGCUUCGGUUUAUCUGAAAACCUGAAUGGUACUCUCUAAAUAUCCUCAAAAGGGUUGAUGGACGUUUUUAGAACAGAACGUCACCAAUCGUGGACGACAUGCGGUGUAGUUUUAAAAUAGUCUUAUUGUUUGGACUUUUGAAAGGAAGUGUUCUCUGUGGCCCAGUGGGGUCAAAGCACUGAUUUUAGUUUCUAAAAUCUCAUCCGUGAAGAAGUUGAAUCGAUCGAUCAAUCACUCAACCAAACCAUUGUUUUUGCUCCAUAUGCUGAAACCGUUUCUUUAUUUUUGCACAAAGUGGACAGUAAAUGAGAUGUGAUGCACAUGUUGCUCUUUGACAAAGUAAUACAAGGUACACACAAAUCGGUUUUUUGCCAGUAAAUCUUUAUGGAAAGCACAUGGUCUAAGGAACUUCAGUGACACUUUUUUGUUUGUUUGUUGUUGGUUUUUUUUGUUAUGCAGUCAUGGGUUGUGCUCAGCCCACGGAUUUGUACAAAAAAAAAAAAAAAAAACACUAAUGGCAAGUUGUAACAUGAGAUUUCAUAAUAAUAAAAAAAAAAACUAAAAAAAAAGUUUGCUUCUCCACGUGUCUCAUAAGGUGUAAUUCAUUUUUUAACAAAGGUGCAAUAAAUAAACUGCGAAUGUACAAGUAUUUACACAAGAACAUGAUCACAAAUGUAAACAGCAGCUUACCAGAGGUAUAUUUUGUGUUUGAUGAUUGGCUAGGCACAUUAGGUAUUGAGAUUCUUAGUAUUGCUGUUAGAUUUUCAUUCAAAUAUAUUGUCUAAAAAAAAUCCACAGAAGAAAGAAAAUGUACAAACGUGAAUGAUGAUGUUUUUGCACACUUUCGUGACAGGCUGUCAGCAGCAUCGCGACAGAAGUGGGUGUGUUGGGCGGAUAGGGCCUUAUUCUUGACUUGUUUGGACCAAAACAUCCCGAGCCGCAACAUGCAUCAUGUUGAACACACAAAUAUUGACACGGGGUGGGGGGGGUGUUAUUUGGAGGAAGGUGCUGCUAAAAUAGCCUGUGGACACUUUGGUUCAGUCUUUUAUAUUUUGGGAGUGUAAAUAUAAUUUGAGAAGCAAAUAAAUGGUGAACAAAAAACAGGAUUUGACUGCACAUGAUCAUUGCUUUUGCCACAGUUUUAACACCCAAAAAGUUGACUGUUUUACGCCAUGUGACCUUAAUAAAGACCUGUGAAGUGAAUUCAAGAGAUAUCCUUCUAAAAAUGGAUCAAAACGUGCAAAGACAGAUCUAUGUCGUGCUCAAUUGUGAUGAUACGGCGUGAAAUAUUCUUUUGGGUGCGGUGCAUACACCCCUCCCCCACUAUAUAGAAAGUGUAACACCUUCAUUGCAUGAGUGGUUACCCUGCGUAAAGUUACUAAUGCGACGUGGCCGAAAGCAACUGAAGUG
Molecule: messenger RNA, 3357 nt
Organism: Phycodurus eques (leafy seadragon)
Lineage: Eukaryota; Metazoa; Chordata; Actinopteri; Syngnathiformes; Syngnathidae
Gene: txndc5
Product: thioredoxin domain containing 5
Biological process (GO): protein folding
Cellular component (GO): endoplasmic reticulum
Molecular function (GO): protein disulfide isomerase activity
Source: RefSeq, a predicted model, not a curated record